CAAAUCAUCAAUUUUGGUUGAAAAGGAAAGAAAAAAAAAGGCACGAAGCCUGCUGACAUCUGCUCUGCCUCUUUUUAUCCCGAAGCUCGAGGGACACAACGAGAAGGAGGAGAUGGAGGUAACAGAAAUCGCCCAAUCUGCUCGUAAUUUCUCGGUCAUGGUCCGGAUUCAAGGCCCUGAUCCCAAGGGCCUCAAGAUGCGAAAGCACGCUUUCCACCUUCAUCAGGCGGGAACCACUUCCCUUUCUGCAUCUGGGCUUCUAAUUCCUGAAGGCUCCUUGAGCAACCCACCACCAAUUCUUGAGCACAUUGCGAGUAUCAAUAAUCAUGCAGGCGCUAUCGUUGUCUCUACAGCCUCUAUUAUUGAGCCCUUCCUCACUGCUCAGCAUAGAGAUAAUCCCACCAAAGAAAAUUUUCCGAAAUUAAUUCCCAGUGCCUGCAUUGAUGUUCUUGUGGAGGGAAGAAAAGAAGGGAUCAACAAUGACAAUUCUGGUGCAAGUCCUCGUUGGGUUCCAUCUCAAUUGUUGGCAUUGGUUGAUGUCCCUGCAUCGUCUGAUGCCCUUAUGUCACUGAUUGGAGCUCAAGGUGGUCCUUGUGAGCAGACUUCAUGGGAGCUCAGCUGGUCACUGGCGAACAAGAAUAAUGAUCCUAAGACCGGGGAUAGUGCUUCCUACAGACAGGUUGAAAAUGAUUUGAAGUUUUCAGAAGAAUCAUAUAGAAAAUUGUCAUUGGAUGAAUCAUAUAGUGCCACUGUUAUGGCCAAAACAGUGACAAGAAUUGCUUUUCUUGGUGUUUCAUCUUUAGACAUCAAGGGCGUACGGAAUAUAGGUAUAUCACAUCUUCAAAAGCGAGGAGAUUUUCUUCUAGUUAUGGGCUCUCCCUUUGGGGUUUUAUCUCCAUGGCAUUUUUAUAACAGCAUCUCAGUUGGAACUGUAGCAAACUGCUAUCCUGCAGGUUCAAACCAUAGCUCAUUGUUAAUGGCGGAUAUCCAUGGCCUUCCUGGAAUGGAAGGGGGCCCCGUUUUUGACAACAAAGGCUUUCUUACUGGUAUCCUAACUAGACCCUUGAGGCAAAGAGGAGGCAUUGCCGAGAUCCAGCUUGUUAUACCAUGGGAUGCUAUAGCAACUGCCAGAAGUAAUAUACUGCAGAAGCAAUCUCAAAGAAUCGAUGGGAGCAUCAAUAGGGUGCAGAAAGCAUCAGUAUAUGCCUCAAAUAAAGUAGGGAGUCCUGUCGAAGAUUUAUCUCUCUCGGAGUCCUCAUUAGAAAGGGCUAUUCCGUCAAUUGCUCUUGUUACAGUGGGUGAGGGUGCUUGGGCUUCUGGUGUAGUACUCAGCAGCCAUGGCCUUAUACUCACAAAUGCUCAUAUUUUGGAACCAUGGAGAUUUGGAAAAACAUCUCUACUAGGUUCGAUGGACAAAUAUGCCGCAUCAUCUUCUUAUGAAAAUUAUUUAGAUUCUGUGACAAAUGAGCAUGAAGCAUCGUUCUUGAAUUCAAAUUACAGAAGCUAUGGAAAAAUAUCAGUUUGCUUGUGUCAUAGGGAGCAAAGAAUGUGGUAUGGUGCUAGAGUGGUUUACGUUUCAAAAGGGCCUUGGGAUGUUGCUUUACUGCAAACUGAAUCUAUUCCAUAUCAUCCUUGUCCCAUCACUCCUGAAUUUGUUUGCCCAGCCAUAGGUUCCACAGUUCACGUUAUUGGGCAUGGUCUUCUUGGGGCCCGUUCUGAUCUCUCUCCAUCUGCUUCCUCUGGAGUAUUAGCAAAUAUUGUCAGAGUGCCAGAAUCAAACAGCGUACGUGAAUCCAGCAUAGUCGGUACUGAUAGAAGAAAUGCACCAGUAAUGCUUCAAACGACCGCUGCUGUUCAUCCAGGAGCAAGUGGCGGUGCUGUCGUUAAUUCAAAUGGUCGUUUGAUUGGACUUGUGACCUGCAACGCAAGGCAUGGCGGAGGAACUAUUAUACCACAUCUUAACUUCAGCAUCCCUUGCUCGGCUUUGGAUCCUAUCUUCAAGUUUUCAGAUAAGCAGGAAUUAGCAACAUUACAAGUUCUAGACUCUCCAAAUGAACUCCUAUCUUCUAUCUGGGCUUUGAUGCCACCUCCAUCUACAGGGAUACAGGCUUUGCCAAAGAAGAAUGAUAAGAAAGCAACAGGAUCUCGUUUUUCUCAAUUUCUUGCUGAGCAGCAUUCAGAUAUGACAGCUUUGAAGGAUCAAAAGCAUCUUAUUGUAAGCAAGUUUCGUAGUAAAAUAUGACACUGAAGGAGUUAUAGUUACUUAAAAAAUUAUACAGAUGUAUUAUGUUCUAAGUUAAUAAGGCAAGGUUUUCAAA
This is a messenger RNA of Asparagus officinalis (garden asparagus), 2318 nucleotides long. RefSeq names its product glyoxysomal processing protease, glyoxysomal. Gene Ontology annotation, biological process: protein processing. Gene Ontology annotation, molecular function: serine-type endopeptidase activity. The transcript has 14 exons. Lineage: Eukaryota; Viridiplantae; Streptophyta; Magnoliopsida; Asparagales; Asparagaceae. The record is from RefSeq and is a predicted model, not a curated record. Bases 113 to 2242 code for a protein of 709 amino acids. Gene Ontology annotation, cellular component: peroxisome.